This is a messenger RNA of Ruditapes philippinarum (Manila clam), 1663 nucleotides long. RefSeq names its product myb-like protein F. The annotation marks the transcript as partial. Lineage: Eukaryota; Metazoa; Mollusca; Bivalvia; Venerida; Veneridae. The transcript has 4 exons. The record is from RefSeq and is a predicted model, not a curated record.
AGAUAUCACAUGUAAUCAGCCUUGAUGACAUUGUUUGGUAUGGAUAUAUAAAAAAACAAGGAAACGUAACAUUUUUAAAAUUCACAAAGAACAGUUCAAACAAGCGCUUUCUGCUACAAACGUAUAAUGGGACCACACCACCAAGGACUACUUCAUCAUUACCAAUAAAAUCUUCAUCGAUUACCACUGCUCAUACAUCCUCCACUUCUUCAGUGAACGAUGGUAUCACGAAUAGAUCAGAACCUUUGCAGUCAAUAUCUGAGACAAGUAUAUCAGAAAGUUCUGACGUCAGUGUCCCUGUCAGCAUUUCAGUUGUUGCUGUAAUCAUUGUGGCAGUUAUUGUUACCAUAAUAACAUUAAAAAGACGAGGGAAAUUCCAAGGAAUAUGCACAAAAGAAUCUGCAAUUGAAAAUUCAUGUAGUAAGAGAAAUGCAGAUAAGAUUCAACGUGAAAACAAUGUUUACAACGAAUCGCCAGUAGAUAAUUACGAUCAAAUUAGUGAAUUUAAGGACAACAAUAAUCUAGACGUAAAACCAGAUCAUGACGUAGACAAUGGUGAAUACGGCCAUACGUACUUCAUCCUGGAGCCUGGUUCGAGAGAAUCUCAUACAGAUGGUAAUAUAUCAGACUCGAGAAUAGAUGGAACAGAAAUGAACGAUGAUUAUAAUACAUUACAUUUAAAUAAAACCUUCGGCACAAAAGCUGAUGACACCUACGACACAACAGAGAAAGCAGCUAUAAAACUGAAAACGUUGCAUGAUACAGGAUGUGAAAAAGAAUCUCCCGAAAAAUUAAACGGAAAUGAGGAAGACACAUAUAAUCACAUCAGCAGAAACCUCUUGAAAAAUAACAAAACAGACAAUAUUUAUGGCAUAACUGACAAUCAAGAAGACGAUUAUGGGAAUGUACACAAUGGUUGUGAUAAGAAUCGUCAUAAUGGAAAUGACACAUACAGUCAUUUAAACACUACUCAUUAACCGAACAAACAUUUGUUUACACUUACUAAACUUAUUUAAAAACAGUAAUGUGAGGCAGUAAUGUUUUCACUGUAAGGCUACUUAACUGAGAAGUUUGUGUUGUAAUUAUUUAAGAGUAAGCCAGUUUAUUGCUUGAGUCUUACGAAUCAUCGCCAGUUUAUAAGGAAACUUAUGUGUGUUAUAUAUCUGAUGACUGAAACGGUUACUAUGCAAACUUUACAAGGUUCAUUCAAAAUCUUCACAAUAUUGUAUUUAUUGAUCAUGUUUAUACAUUCAAAUUAUAAUGCAUAUUUUAAUACUUUUAAUAGCGACAUGUUUUGUUCUUCAUCAUGUGAAAUGCACUAAUGUUCGUAUGUAUAUAUAUCUUGGUAACAUGCUUUUCAUUAACAUAUAAAAUGUAGUUGCAAUAUCAGUUUUCUUUCUCACUUAGUGAAACACUUAAAUUUACUUAUUCUCCAUAUUGCAUUUUAUCAAGGUUUAAAGAGAUUCUUUUGUAGUGAUAGUAUUGUUCUGUUAGUUUAAAAUACGAUUUUUAAUGACGGCAAUAUUCAAAGUACAACACGUUUUUUGAAAUAAAUAAGAGUAAAGAAACACAUAGUGUGUUGCUCUACUAGGAUAGAAGCCAAAUUUCUUGACAUAGAAACAAGUUAAGUAACGAACCACAUAUUUUCAUUAAUCUAUCCUUA